AUGGCUUCCCCUCUUGCAGACACUCUGGAUACACUCUCCCAGAAGCUGGCCAACGCCGCUGAGGGUAUCCGAUCCGGCAAUCUAUCUCUCGAGACUGACAUCUUCCAGCGGAUGGACCUGAUCAAAGCCGGCACAGACCUGAUCGAUGCAGCCAGCGUGCCCAAGGACAAGCUUUUACUGUGGCUUCCACAGUUUGCCCACAUCACUGCUGUUCGCCUGUUCAUCAAAUGGAAGGCGUUUGAGAAAAUCCCCGCCGAAGAUGGCGCGGCGAUUUCAUAUACCGAAUUGGCUGCAAAAUUAGAUGCCGACGUGUCGUUGAUCACUCGUUUGGGGCGGGCACUCGUUGCAAACGGCUCUCUCAAGCAGAUCGGGAACGACUCUAUCUCACACACCGAAUUCUCCAAGAUCCUUACUACGCCUAAUCCCCUAUGGGCCAUGGUGCAACUAGGAUUCGACGAUCAGCUAGCCGCCUACGUAGCCAUGCCCAAAUACUUCGACCGAUUCGGCCUUGCAACAGAACCGAAGGACCGCCUGCAAACUAUUCUGGCCUUUGCGGAAGAUCGGCUUGGCUCCACUGUCUGGGAAAUCAACCGCAGUUCCGAAGAACGCCUCAAAGUCUCCACUCUUGCUAUGGCCGCAAUCGAGGACUUUAUGCCCCCUCUUGGAGUCUAUGACCUCAGCUGGGCUGUGGAAGAGGUUAGCAAAUCCGAGAGUAGGGCACUUGUUGUCGAUGUCGGUGGUGGUAGGGGCCAGGCACUCAAGGGUAUCUUGAAGGUGACUCCUGGGCUUCCACGACAUCGGUGUGUGCUGGAGGACCUCCCUGAAGUGGUUGAGGCAAACAGAAAGGAUGAUUCCGAGCUUGCCGAUGUGAAAAUGGUCGGCAUGGACUUUCAUAAGGAGCAGCCUAUCAAAGGGGCCCUGGUUUACUAUAUGCGUCGCUGUCUGCAUGAUUAUUCGGAUGAGGAAUGCGUGGGAAUACUACAGCAGAUUUCGGGUGCUAUGGAAUCUGAUAGCAGAUUGCUAAUUGUUGAAACGCUGCUGGCCAACCCGCCAACAUCCUUCCAGGCGGCAAUGGACCUUAUGAUGAUGACAAUCUCUGGUAAGGAGAGGACUCUCGAAAAUUGGAAGGAUGUUACUGGGAGGGCUGGGCUCAAGAUUACGAAAGUUUGCCAAAUUCCUGGGGGCAGCGCUGUAAUUGAGUGUGCCCUUGCUUGA
Messenger RNA from Scedosporium apiospermum, 1215 nucleotides. RefSeq lists its product as uncharacterized. The transcript is spliced from 4 exons. The record is from RefSeq and is a predicted model, not a curated record. Gene Ontology annotation, molecular function: O-methyltransferase activity. NCBI's taxonomy places the organism in Eukaryota, Fungi, Ascomycota, Sordariomycetes, Microascales, Microascaceae. The coding region runs from base 1 to 1215 and encodes 404 amino acids.